Molecule: messenger RNA, 702 nt
Organism: Alternaria viburni
Lineage: Eukaryota; Fungi; Ascomycota; Dothideomycetes; Pleosporales; Pleosporaceae
Exons: 1
Coding region: 1-702 (233 amino acids)
Molecular function (GO): acyltransferase activity, transferring groups other than amino-acyl groups
Source: RefSeq, a predicted model, not a curated record
AUGCCCGUGUCCAUAUCCCCAGCCCAGCCCAAAGAUGCAGUCGACAUCGCCGCCCUACAUGUCCAAGCGUUCAGCUCCAACGCCCUCAUGCGAGCCAUCUACCCCACCCCUGCUAUAUGGGCAGCACUUCAGGGCUGCGUCGAAGAAAAAGUCUUAGCUGACAUGAAGGAGCCCAAAAUUACAGUCCUAGUCGCCAAACACACGGACGAGGCUGAAGUGAGGGAAGAGCAAGGUAAGACUGUAGGCUAUGCCGUGUGGUGCCAUCCGAUCAAGGCCGAAGAGCAGGACUGGAAACUACCAACUUGGAAGUUGCCGGAGGGCACUGAUUGGAAUGUGUUGAAGCCUUGGUUAGCGGCCGCUGGAAAGACUGUGGAGGAAGUCAUUGGGCAUACGCCGCAUUAUGGUAGGUGGUGGUGUUACGUGCUUCUGCAUGACCCGAGAUGCGGACUAACUGGAGGUCUAGAUCUUAUGUGGCUCGCUGUAUCACCUGAUUAUUCUCGAAUGGGUAUUGGUACCUUGCUACUGCGUUGGGGCAUGGACUUGUGCGAGAAGGAAGGGGUGCCUGUGUAUUUGGACAGUACCGUUGAAGCUGCGCAGACGUUUUAUCAGAAAGCGGGCUUCAUAGAGAGGGGUAGAAUCAGGUUGGUAGUUAAUGAGGAGAUGUACGAGGAGGUCGCUUUUGUGUACGAGCCCAAGCGAUAG